UUCGCCGUGUUGGAAAAAAAGGGGGGCAGGCAACAAUCAAGAUUUUUGAAAGCAGCGACAAAACACGACGAAAUAAUCUCCAGGGGAUGUGAAAAACGGACUCUUACCAACAGGUACGGUUUGGAUCGAUCACCCGAUCGCGUCUUUUCUUUUUUUUUUUUCUAUUUUUCUUUUUUUUUCCCCCUCUUGUGCUUAGAGGAUUUUUGAGGGGGGACGUCGACGCCGCUGUGUUAAAUUUAAACUGGCAUUCAUCGUCUGAAAAAUUGCUACUUUGCUUCGUGUGACAAUCGGAGGAGGCUGUUUUUUUCUCCCACUGGGAAUAAAACGUGUGAUGAGACAAAGGAACAAAGGAUGCCUUAGAGGAGAGGUUGCCUUCAUGCCCGGAAAGCUCCUCAAAGCCCACCGCAGCCAAAUGGAUCUAACGCCUCCCCCCGCCUCCAGAUCAUGAUACUAGGCUGAAGCUAUCCCCGCUUAUCUUUAUGAUCCCUCCUCCAUCUAUGGCGAACUAUAGCCAUGCAGGGGACCACACCAUCUUGCAGAAUGUCUCUCCUCUCGCCACCUUCCUAAAACUGACCUCCCUGGGCUUCAUCAUCGGCGUCGGCGUGGUCGGGAACCUCCUGAUCUCCAUCCUGCUGGUCAAAGACAAGAGCCUGCACCGAGCGCCUUACUACUUCCUGCUGGACCUUUGCGCCUCGGACAUCCUGCGCUCGGCCAUCUGCUUCCCGUUUGUCUUCACCUCGGUCAAGAAUGGCUCGGCGUGGAGUUACGGCACGCUGACCUGCAAGGUGAUCGCCUUCCUGGGCGUGCUGUCUUGUUUCCACACGGCGUUCAUGCUCUUCUGUGUCAGCGUCACGCGCUACCUUGCCAUCGCGCACCACCGCUUCUACACAAAGAGGUUGACCUUCUGGACCUGCCUGGCCGUCAUCUGCAUGGUGUGGACGUUAUCGGUCGCCAUGGCCUUCCCGCCGGUUCUCGACGUGGGAACGUACUCGUUCAUCACCGAGGAGGACCAGUGCACCUUCCAGCACCGCUCGUUCCGCGCCAACGACUCGCUGGGGUUCAUGCUCCUCUUGGCGCUUAUCCUGCUAGCAACGCAGCUGGUUUACCUCAAGCUCAUCUUCUUCGUCCACGACCGGCGAAAAAUGAAGCCCGUCCAGUUCGUGCCCGCCGUCAGCCAGAACUGGACCUUCCACGGGCCCGGCGCCAGCGGGCAGGCGGCCGCCAACUGGUUAGCCGGAUUCGGUCGGGGCCCCACCCCGCCGACCCUGCUGGGGAUCCGGCAGAACGGCAACGCGGCCGGUCGCCGCCGGCUCCUGGUCUUGGACGAGUUCAAAACGGAGAAGAGGAUUAGUAGGAUGUUCUACAUCAUGACCUUUUUCUUCUUGGCGCUCUGGGGGCCUUAUCUGGUGGCCUGCUACUGGCGGGUGUUCGCCAGGGGUCCCGUGGUGCCGGCGGGCUACCUGACGGCCGCCGUGUGGAUGAGCUUUGCCCAGGCGGGGGUCAACCCGUUCAUCUGUAUCUUCUCCAACAGGGAGCUGCGGCGCUGCUUCAGCACCACGCUCCUCUACUGCCGAAAAUCCAGGUUACCGAGGGAACCCUACUGCGUUAUAUGAAGCUUUUCUUCUCCUCCGCUGCCCCCCUAAAAACGGAGUACAACAGGGCGGUGUGGAUCGCCCCUUGUUGUUUCGCGUGGAACGCCAUGCCCGUGCAGAGAAGCAAAAAUUCCCCGCCCCCUCAAAAAAAAAAAAAAAAAAAAAAAAAAAGGAACAAAAACAGACAAAGAAAACGCUUUGGAUUUUUUGGGUUUUGGUUUUCAAGACGCUUUACUCCGCGAGGAAGAAAUUACUAGGGGGAAAGAAAUGAUGCCUCUCAAGGAAUCACUGGAAAUGUUUUACAUUUUUUCCCCCCGAGUUGCACUACUAAAAAGAAGAUGUAAAGAAUUUUCCUCCAAACUUAAAGAUGAAUGCUUUAAUUUGCAACAGACUACACACAAAAAUCGCUGUAAGUAAGGCAAAAAGUGUUGGAAUGACACCAUCACCAGAGGAUAAAACGGUUUAAAUGUAAGUUUUUUUUUUUCUUCAUUUAGAAGCGGGAAGGGGGCAUUUUAUUGACGUGUGGUUUUUUCAAGUUUCAACUAGAAUGGAUUUCUCGUAGUUUUUCGCCAUAUGUCCCUAAUAGUGUCCGCCAUUGUUAUUUUCUUAUCAACAGAGGGAAGAAAAUGAUCGUUUUUCUUUGAAAAGAGGCUUUUGGGAACAAACUUGUGCUUAAAAAAAAGACAUUUGAAGAUAAAUGUGUCAUCAUAUCCAUGUACCCUUAACACUAUCAUUGUUACUACCACUCCGGUUGUUCUUGCCUUAAUGGUUACAAUGCUAUUGUCAUUUUAGUUCAUUCAACGCACUCCUAUGAAGUCAUUCCUUGGAUGCAAAGGGGAUUUCUUGCUUUUUUUUCUUCACAUGAAGUGCAUGUCCAUUUUUCUUCUCCAUACUCAGAUGAUCAGUCACUUCAAGACCAGAGCCUUAGUAUGAUAUCUUGCACAAUUUGUACAAAAAAAAAAAAAAAAGAAAAAGUCAAAAGACAAAAAAAGGGGACAUUUUAAGGCACACGAUCUUGUUUCUACUCUCCCUACAUUUGCUCUCUACUGAUUGUUUUCAAUUAUUUCUCUCUCAUGGCCAUUUUUUUAAACAAUUACUGUUUCUUUUUUGUAAAUUAUAGAUGGCGUGUAAGUACGUGAGUCAUUUAUUUACUUUUUUGGAGUCCCGAGUGUGAGUACAGUUUCAGUUAGGAUUGCAUUUUGCUGAAAGUUAACUGUGUAACCUGUUGCUUUUUUUUUUCUUUUUUCCAAAAA
Corythoichthys intestinalis (scribbled pipefish) is the source of this 2845-nucleotide messenger RNA. RefSeq names its product G protein-coupled receptor 85 (gene gpr85). The transcript has 3 exons. The record is from RefSeq and is a predicted model, not a curated record. Gene Ontology annotation, biological process: G protein-coupled receptor signaling pathway. Lineage: Eukaryota; Metazoa; Chordata; Actinopteri; Syngnathiformes; Syngnathidae. Bases 480 to 1613 code for a protein of 377 amino acids. Gene Ontology annotation, cellular component: plasma membrane. Gene Ontology annotation, molecular function: G protein-coupled receptor activity.